AAACGCCGACUUGGAAGAAGAAGAAGAAGAAGAAGCUCACACGUGUUUACAACAUGUCUGCCUGACUGGGCUCCACGCUCCUCCGACGAACAUGAACUCUUGUAACUAAACAUUUUAUUCUAUUAACUCGUCCCCUAAAAACUUCAGAGGAACAACUAAAACGUCAGUAUGGCGCAGAGGAAGAAGAGGCUGACCAAAAAGAAGAGAAGAGAGCCGGAGGUGGAUUCUGACGGUGGAGAAUUCGAAGUGGCUGCUGAAAUAAAAAACGAUGAUUCUCCAGGAAAAAAACUGUUGCGGUUCCCUGCCGCGUCUGACUGCUUGUCAGAUGUGGAGCCUGACACCAGGGAGCUUGUCCGAGCCCAGAACAAGAAGAAGAAGAAGUCUGGAGGGUUUCAAUCCAUGGGACUCUGUUACCCGGUAUUCAAAGGAGUCAUGAAGAAAGGGUACAAAGUCCCAACCCCAAUCCAAAGAAAGACUAUCCCAGUUAUUUUGGACGGCAAGGAUAUCGUAGCCAUGGCACGGACAGGCAGCGGAAAGACGGCCGCCUUCCUGGUGCCCAUGUUUGAGAAGCUUAAGGCACCGCAAGCCCAGAUGGGCGCCAGGGCUCUCAUCCUUACCCCCACCAGAGAGCUGGCCCUACAGACCAUGAAGUUCACAAAGGAGUUGGGUAAGUUCACCCGCUUGAAGACUGCCUUGGUCCUUGGUGGAGACAGAAUGGAGGAUCAGUUUGCUGCACUGCACGAAAACCCUGACAUAAUCAUUGGUACUCCGGGUCGUCUCAUGCACGUCGUCCAGGAAAUGAACCUCAAGCUGCAAAACGUGGAGUACGUGGUGUUUGACGAGGCGGACAGGUUGUUUGAAAUGGGCUUUGCCGAGCAGCUCCAGGAGAUCAUCCGCAGGCUUCCUGACACUAGACAGACUCUGCUUUUCUCCGCCACUCUGCCCAAAAUGCUGGUGGAGUUUGCGAGAGCUGGGCUGACUGAACCUGUACUCAUUCGUUUGAACGUGGACUCCAAGCUCAGUGAUCAGAUCAAGCUGUCUUUCUUUAAUGUACGAAUGGACGACAAGCCGGCUUUACUCCUCCACCUCCUGAGAAAUGUCGUCAAACCUCAGGAGCAGACGAUUGUCUUCGCAGCCACUAAACAUCACGUGGAGUACCUCAAAGAGCUGUGUUCGUCAGAAGGCGUGGAAUGCGCGUACAUCUACAGCGCCCUCGAUCAGACGGCCAGAAAGAUCAACAUCGGGAAGUUUGUCCACCGCAAAGCCAUGGUGCUCAUCGUGACGGAUGUCGCCGCUCGCGGUAUAGACAUCCCCAUGCUGGACAACGUUAUCAACUACAACUUUCCCUCCAAGUCGAAGCUCUUCUUGCACAGAGUUGGUCGCGUGGGUCGAGCGGGGCGCAGCGGCACAACCUACAGUAUGGUUUGUCCCGACGAGAUGCCUUUCGUGUACGACCUGCAUCUCUUCCUCGGGAGGCCGGUUCAGCUCGCCACAUCGGAGCACACCCCAGAUACAGAUGGCGUGUUUGGUCGCGUCCCUCAGAGCAUCCUGGACGACCAAAGCAGCAACCUGAUUGCAGCGCACAGCGACUCCCUGGAACUGCAAAACUUGCACCGGAUCUCUGAGAAUGCCUACAAGCAGUACCUCAAGUCUCGACCUAACCCCUCUGCAGAGUCCAUCAGACGAGUGAAAAACAUGAAUCUUUCCUGCAUGGCCGUUCAUCCCUUGCUGGGUUCUGCUUUGGAGAAAACUGAACUGGAGCGCCUUCAGAUAGUCGACGCCAUCAAGGUCUACAGAUCCAAAGCAACCAUCUUUGAAAUCAACUCAACCUGCAAGACGUCUGCCAGCGAGGUGAUGAGAAACAAACGCUCUAAAGACUCCAAGCGGGUGGACAAAUUUAGCAGGGACAGAGAAAGUCUGGCUGUAGAAGGAAGCCUUCAUCGGACCACCAAUAUUUCAGGCGAUGAGGAGGCUGAUGGAACAGGCGACGAUGAUGCCCUACAGGAGGUCUUCUCAGAGGUGGUUGGUGGAAAGAGGAAAGGCCAUGAGGACGGCGGACAAGAGCACCCAAAGAACAAGCGAGGCAGGCAGACGGGCAAAGACGAGGAGUACUACAUUCCCCACAGACCUAAAGACUUUAACUCCGAAAGAGGUUUAAGUCUGGGAGGAGAAGGCAGCGCGUUUGAAAAUCAAGCUUCCUCCGCUGUCCUGGACCUCAUGGGAGACGAGGGAGACAAACUAAACCAGCACAAGAAAAUCAUGAAAUGGGACCGAAAGAGGAAACGCUUUGUGACUGAAAUGGGGAAGGGCGACCAGAAGAAGAAGAUAAAACUGGAUGGCGGUCCAGUCAUCGGCAACAAGAAGAACAAAAAGAACUUUUACGAGGAGUGGAAGAAGAAGUACAAGAUUGAUGACGCAGAGUCGAACUCCGAUGGAGAAGGUGGAGGUGGAGGUGGAGGCGUGAGGAAGCCUGCAAGAGGCCGUGGUCGCCAGCGCCCCCAAGGUCCCAAAUCCCCGGGACCGCAGCGCACGUCCGGCGGCCGGAUUGUGCGAUCCGAGCUGAAGUCCAGCCAGCAAAUCCUGAAGGAGCGCAAGAAGCAACAGAAGCAACAGUUCCUGCAGAGCGGAGGCCUGAAGAACAUGCGCAGAAAGAACAAAAAAUGGGUCGGAGAUGUGAAGAAAUCUGGUUUUGGUCGCAGCGCACAUAAAAAGGGCAAGAUGAAGAAGAGAAUGUGAGGUGUGGACGGACAAUGAAAUACGAUAUUAAAUAUACGGAUCAUGGAUACAAAUGAA
Nerophis ophidion (straightnose pipefish) is the source of this 2793-nucleotide messenger RNA. RefSeq names its product DEAD (Asp-Glu-Ala-Asp) box polypeptide 54 (gene ddx54). The record is from RefSeq and is a predicted model, not a curated record. NCBI's taxonomy places the organism in Eukaryota, Metazoa, Chordata, Actinopteri, Syngnathiformes, Syngnathidae. The transcript has 20 exons. Gene Ontology annotation, cellular component: nucleus. Gene Ontology annotation, molecular function: RNA helicase activity; ATP binding; RNA binding. Bases 169 to 2736 code for a protein of 855 amino acids.